Parnassius apollo (apollo) is the source of this 798-nucleotide messenger RNA. The record is from the annotation of a GenBank genome assembly. Lineage: Eukaryota; Metazoa; Arthropoda; Insecta; Lepidoptera; Papilionidae.
AUGAAGUCGUUCGUCGCUUUAUCUGCUCUAAUAGCUAUGGUUGGUGCUGCACCUCAGUUCCAGUACCAACCGCAGCAACAGUAUCCAGGUCAACAGAUUCCUAUCCUCAGACAGACUCAAGAAGUAAAUUUUGACGGCUCCUACCAGUACAGCUAUGAGACUGGAAAUGGCAUCUCAGCCCAAGAACAAGGUUACCUGAAGAACGCUGGUGUAAAGGAUGCAGAGGCUCAGGUCGCCCAGGGUUCAUAUAGCUACACAUCGCCCGAAGGCAUCCCCAUUACUCUCACUUACAUCGCUGAUGAGAACGGUUUCCGUGCAGAGGGUGCUCAUUUGCCUACUCCUCACCCGAUCCCAGAAGCUAUUGCUCGUGCACUCCAAUAUAUCCAGUCCCAGCCCCAGCAACCCCAACAAACAUUCGCGCAACAACCUUUCCGCGCAGGUCUAAGAGGUAGGCAUACCGUGAUUACUUCAAAAACUAAACUGAGUGCAUCAAUUACACCGGAAUCUCAAGCAGAGACUGUGGAAUAUCAAAAUAUAAACGAUGGUAACGGAAACUAUUUCUUCAGUUAUGUAACAUCUAAUGGCAUAACAAGACAAGAAAGUGGGCAUCUUGUUAAUGCGGGACAACCCGACGAGCACGUUGACGUGGAAGGUUUUUAUUCUUACACGGACUCCGACGGAGUUUUACAAAGAAUAUCUUAUACUGCAGAUACCAAUGGAUAUUCUAUUCGGACAAAGCCACCUUCUAUUAAUAGAAUUUUACUAUCCGGAAAUGUCGUCGCUUCAUUGCUUGGAUGA